This is a messenger RNA of Sodiomyces alkalinus F11, 908 nucleotides long. RefSeq lists its product as hypothetical. The record is from RefSeq and is a predicted model, not a curated record. Gene Ontology annotation, biological process: protein stabilization; negative regulation of apoptotic process. The transcript has 2 exons. NCBI's taxonomy places the organism in Eukaryota, Fungi, Ascomycota, Sordariomycetes, Glomerellales, Plectosphaerellaceae. The coding region runs from base 203 to 589 and encodes 128 amino acids.
UCAAGACUAAAGCGGUAUCUUCCGGCAGAAUGGCGGGGCAAGUCCGAGCUCCUCGCCCAAAAUCUGUCUCGAUAUCGUCACAACUGGAAACCCAGGGGCCUCUCACGAACGAACGAACAGCGGUCAAUUCGUCACUGUACCGCAUUAUCUCUAAUACCACUCGAAACCAAUCGAAUCAAAUUAGACACAGCCUCGAUUGACAAUGUCCGAGAAGCAACCCCCCACCAUCGUCGAGGGCGCUACGACAGGGGACGUCGAGGACGAAGUUCCCUCCACAACUGCCAAAUCCGCCGAAGAUCGCAAGGCCGCCUCAGCACUCGCCUCUCUGGAGGGUGGCGAUGACGCUGCGGGCAAGCAGGACGUUGACGCCGAAGCGGCUAAGAAGGCCCUAGGUAGCCUCAGUGCCGCGGACGCACCCGGUGGCGACAAAAAGACCAUGGAACUGCCUGUUCGGAACAUCAAAGUGGAUGCGAGUGAUGUUGCGCUGCUGGUUGAGGAGCUUGAGGUUACGAAGCCCAAGGCGACAGAAUUACUGAAGACCCAUGAAGGAGACGCGGUCAAGGCUAUGCGGGCGUUUAUUAGCGCGUAAUUACGACAGACACGAUCAUGAUCAAUGACAGCUCUAAAUACCCAGAGUGGAAAAAUGCCGCCACCGAAAGAGGCAGGGGUGCGAUGGAAUGGAGCAUGGCGGUUUCGACCUUGGACGGCCCGUUCACGACACCAUUGUGCAAUUCGAACGAGUUUUAUUAUGGCGACUAGAUAUACCCGGUUUUCUGAACAUACCAUACCUUAGGAUCAACUCCUGCAGUAUACGUCAGUGGUCUCCUCAGAGUCCAUGCCAAAUCUCUGCCGUCCCUUACCCCCCUUUAUCAAACUCAGGUAACACAUAAUGCACGGAGUAUCGAGGU